AUGGGCAUUGAAACUUCCCCUCCGGAUGUCGAGGAAUCGACGGAACCCCCUAUAUGUUCUUUACCACAGGAACACCCACCGCGUAUCGAUGUAGAAACCAAGCAGGAUUUUGAGAAGAUCGACAACCCGCAAAACGUGUCGGUCUUAGAUGAUGCUCAACGUCCUGCUGUAGACCCGGGCCAACCCAUUUCCGAAAACCCCUUGGAUUACCCUCACACCGUUCACCCUGCUCAGCUAGCAGAAUCGCUCAAUGUUGCACUCCACCAUGGCCUGUCAAAUACCGAGUCGGCGUCCCGUCUCCAGCGAGAUGGGCCGAACAGGGUCCGAGAGAUGCAUGGAGUGUCGGUCUGGAAGAUACUUCUAAGACAAGUGGCCAACAGUUUAACUUUAGUUCUCGUCAUUACCAUGGCAAUAUCUUUUGGAAUUGAUGACUAUAUCGAAGGCGGCGUGAUAACGUCUGUCAUCCUCCUCAACAUUGCUAUUGGCUUCGUGCAAGACUAUCGAGCCGAGAAGACCAUCAUGUCGCUGCAUCGACUGUCUGCACCCAUAUGCAAGGUUCUCCGAGAUGGCCAUGUAGUCUCUGUGAGGGCCGAGUCGCUCGUCGUGGGAGAUAUUGUCCACCUCGCUGUCGGAGAUAUUGUCCCUGCCGACCUGAGACUCAUAGAUGGGAUGAAUGUCUCCAUGGACGAAGCUUUGCUGACCGGCGAAUCGCUCCCGGUGGCAAAAACUCCUCAUAUCGUCAUGGCCUCACGAGACAUCCCAAUCGGGGAUCGCACCAAUAUGGCAUAUUCGGGAUGUAGCACAACCCAAGGUCGAGCCACGGGGAUCGUGACCGCUACGGGGAUGAGGACCGAAGUGGGCAAGAUCGCGCAGCUCCUUCAAGAGACAUCUACCCAUACCAGCUCCAACAUCUUCAAGCGAGGCCUUUAUCGGACUAAAAACACGGUCAAAAAUGUCUUGGGACUAGUAGGCACACCUCUACAGGUGAAAUUAAGCAAGUUUGCUCUGCUGCUGUUUGCCCUGGCAAUUUUGCUCGCCAUCAUAGUGUUUUCAGUCAGCGAAUGGGACGUCGAAGGCGAGGUCCUCAUUUACGGAAUCUGCGUCGCCGUGGCCGUGGUCCCGGAGUCGCUUAUUGCGGUCUUGACAAUCACCGUGGCAGUAGGAACCAAAGCAAUGGCCAGAAGCAAUGUCAUUGUGCGAAAGCUCCAAUGUCUGGAGGCUGUUGGUGGCGUGACCAACAUCUGUUCAGAUAAGACUGGUACCCUGACGCAAGGAUCAAUGAUUGCAGCAGCGGCUUGGAUUCCUCAAGCCGGCAAUCUCACUGUCCAUCAGACUACGAAUCCAAUCGAUCCUACGAGUGGGUCGGUUCAACUCGACGACGUUGACUGGAACCCAGAGAGUCUGCAGGAAAAUCAUGCACUACGGACGUUUCUCACCGCAAUUGCGUUGUGCAAUCUGUCGGUGGUAGAACGGGCAGGACCAUCAGAUAUCUCUGGGAAAGAGCCUGUUCAGUCACAAAAUGACUGGACUGCCGUCGGCGAGCCUACCGAGAUCGCACUGCACGUUCUCGCAAUGCGCUUUGGCAUGGGAAAACCAGCUAUAUUGCAGGAGCGCGACAUUGCCCUACAUACCGAAUACCCUUUUGACUCGUCAAUCAAACGCAUGACAGUCGUGUACAAAAACCCCAAAGCCCAAGUCCAUGAAGUCUAUACGAAAGGGGCGCCUGAGACAAUUAUCCCCAGGCUUCGUUUGAGUGAGCAGCAAAAAACGUUUAUGCAGGAAACUGCGGACCGAAUGGCUGGAGAAGGUCUUCGUGUGCUAUGCGUAGCUUACAAAAUGACUCCGAUCGACGACGAUUCACUGGUGUCCCCGCGCGCCAACGCCGAGUCUGGGCUCACUCUCGGCGGUUUGGUUGGGCUCUACGAUCCCCCUCGUGUCGAAACGGCCGCAGCUGUUCGGCGAUGCCAGAUGGCUGGCAUUGCUGUCCACAUGUUGACUGGUGACCACAUCCGAACGGCAACGGCGAUCGCCUCCGAAGUAGGCAUACUGGACCCAUUCGUCAAUGCGAAGUCUACCAGGCUUGUCAUGGCGGCUGAGGAGUUUGAUCGGUUGUCUGACGCCGAGAUCGACGCGAUUGAAAAGCUGCCUCUGGUGAUUGCGCGCUGCAGCCCGACUACGAAAGUUCGAAUGGUUGAGGCCAUGCACCGACGACAGGCGUUUUGUGUCAUGACAGGCGAUGGGGUCAACGAUUCUCCCGCUCUGAAACGGGCGGACGUGGGCAUUGCCAUGGGGAAGAAUGGCAGCGACGUCGCUAAAGAGGCCGCUGAUAUGGUACUAACGGACGACAAUUUUUCGUCCAUUGUCAGAGCCGUGGAGGAGGGAAGAAGAUUGUUUUCUAACAUUCAAAAGUUUCUCAUGCAUCUUCUGAUCUCCAACAUCGCCCAAGUCAUUUUGCUUCUUGUCGCCCUGGCAUUUAAAGAUGCAGAGGACAACUCAAUUUUUCCCAUUUCUCCAAUCGAGAUUCUUUGGGUUAACCUAAUAACAUCUUCAUUCCUAGCCCUGGGUCUUGGUCUCGAGGAGGCCAGACCUGAUUCCAUGUAUCAGCCGCCUCAUGAUCUAAAGGUGGGAGUGUUUACCCGGGAGCUGAUCACCGACAAAAUGAUUUACGGCACAUUCAUGGGCUGUCUCUGCCUCGUAUCGUUCGUCUGUGUGAUUUACGCCGAGGGAGCUGGCACCGCAGACAUGGGUCAUGACUGCAACGAGGGAUGGAACAGCAGCUGCGACGUGGUGUUCCGGGCACGCGCCACGACCUACGCGACCUUGACCUUUCUCUUAUUAGUAACAGCCUGGGAAGUCAAACACUUCUCUCGCUCCCUGUUCAAUCUCGACCCGGACAAAUAUCCCGGUCGACUCUCCGUCUUCUAUUCCAUCUGGCGCAACCGGUUCCUUUUCUGGGCGGUCAUCGCAGGCUUCGUGAUCACCUUUCCAGUCAUCUACCUCCCGGAGGUGAAUCGAAUUGUUUUCAAACAUCACGGCAUAGGUUGGGAAUGGGGUAUUGUCAUUGGAUGUAUGGUUGUGUAUUUGGCUUUGGUGGAGAGCUGGAAGGCGACGAAACGAGCAAUGGGCAUCGGCAGUGGUAAAAAUGCCCGGCUGACGAUGGGAGAUGCCGAGAUGAGGGCUGGUCUUGCGUCACCGUUUUCCAUGAGUGCGAAUGCCAGUGUUGAUGCGAGUGUGGAGGUGAAGUAG
This is a messenger RNA of Aspergillus melleus, 3246 nucleotides long. RefSeq names its product putative potassium/sodium P-type ATPase. Bases 1 to 3246 code for a protein of 1081 amino acids. Gene Ontology annotation, molecular function: ATP hydrolysis activity; P-type calcium transporter activity; ATP binding. The record is from RefSeq and is a predicted model, not a curated record. Gene Ontology annotation, cellular component: plasma membrane. Gene Ontology annotation, biological process: intracellular calcium ion homeostasis; calcium ion transmembrane transport. The transcript is spliced from 5 exons. Lineage: Eukaryota; Fungi; Ascomycota; Eurotiomycetes; Eurotiales; Aspergillaceae.